AUGGCUCAGAGAGGAAAUCAGCUGAAUUCAGAGAAAUUUUCUUGUUCCAUCUGUUUGGAUCUACUGAAGGAUCCUGUGACUACAAACUGUGGACACAGCUACUGCAUGAACUGUAUUAAAUGUUUCUGGGAUGAAGAGGACAGCAAGGGAAUCCACAGCUGCCCUCAGUGCAGGAAGACUUUCAUAUCGCGGCCUGUCCUGGAGAAAAACAUCAUGUUAGUAGAGUUGGUGGAGGAUCUGAAGAAGACUGAACUCCAAGCUGCUCCAGCUGAUCACUGCUAUGCUGGACCUGAAGAUGUGGCCUGUGAUGUCUGCACUGGGAGGAAGCUGAAAGCCACCAAGUCCUGUCUGGUCUGCCUGGCCUCUUACUGUGAGAAACACCUCCAACCUCACUAUGAUGCAGCUCCAUUGAAGAAACACAAGCUGGUGGCCCCCUCCAAGAAGCUCCAGGAGAACAUCUGCUCUCGUCAUAAUGAGGUGAUGAAGAUUUUCUGUCGUACUGAUCAGCAGAGAAUCUGUUAUCUCUGCACAAUGGAUGAACAUAAAGGCCAUGAAACAGUCCCAGCUGCAGCAGAAAGGACUGAGAAGCAGAAGGAGCUCGAGGUGAGACGACUAAACAUCCAGCAGAGAAUCCAGGACCGAGAGAAAGAUGUGAAGCUGCUUCAACAGGAGGUGGAGGCCAUCAAUGGCUCUGCUGAUAAAGCAGUGGAGGACAGUGAGAAGAUGUUGACUGAGCUGAUCCGUCUGAUCCAGAAAAGAAGCUCUGAUGUGAAGCAGCAGGUCAGAUCCCAGCAGGAAACUGAAGUGAGUCGAGUCAAAGAGCUUCAGGAGAAGCUGGAGCAGGAGAUCGCUGAGCUGAAGAGGAAAGACGCCGAGCUGGAGCAGCUCUCACACACAGAGGAUCACAACCAGUUUCUACACAACUACCCCUCACUGUCAGCACUCAGUGAGUCUACACACUCAUCCAGCAUCAAUAUUGGUCCUCUGAGGUACUUUGAGGAUGUGACAGCAGCUGUGUCAGAGACCAGAGAUAAACUACAGGACAUCCUGAGAGAGGAAUGGACAAACAUCUCUUUAAGAGUCACUGAAGUGGAUGUUUUACUGUCACCAUCAGAGCCAAAGACCAGAGCUGAAUUCUUAAAAUAUUCACAUAAAAUCUCACUGGAUCCAAACACAGCCAACAAAUAUCUGUUAUUAUCUGAGGGGAACAGAAAAGUAACAAAAAUGAAACAACAACAGUUUUAUUCUGCUCAUCCAGACAGAUUCACUGAUUAUUGUCAGGUCCUGAGUAGAGAGAGUCUGACUGGAUGUUGUUACUGGGAGGUGGAGUGGAGAGGGGGAAUAGUUUUAGUAGCAGUCGCAUACAAGAAUAUCAGCAGAAGAGGGAACUCAAGUGAAUGUGGACUUGGAUGGAAUGAUAAAUCUUGGACAUUAUAUUGUAAAAGAAAUGGUUUUCAAUUUUGGAACAACAAAGUCCACACUGUCCUCUCAGGUCCUCGGUCCUCCAGAGUAGGAGUGUACCUGGAUCACAGAGCAGGUAUUCUGUCUUUCUACAGCGUCUCUGAAACCAUGACUCUCCUCCACAGAGUCCAGACCACAUUCACUCAGCCGCUCUAUGCUGGACUUUAUCUUUGGGGAGAUGGAGACACUGCAGAGUUGAUUAAAGUCAGAUAGACAGAGAAGAUAGGUUCAUGUUGAUCCUGACCAUUAUAUGUACUUGUGUAGUUUUCUAAAUGAGGCUUUA
Molecule: messenger RNA, 1744 nt
Organism: Archocentrus centrarchus (flier cichlid)
Lineage: Eukaryota; Metazoa; Chordata; Actinopteri; Cichliformes; Cichlidae
Product: tripartite motif-containing protein 16-like
Exons: 1
Coding region: 1-1674 (557 amino acids)
Molecular function (GO): protein binding; zinc ion binding
Source: RefSeq, a predicted model, not a curated record